AUGCCGUUUUGGAGUUGGCGUUCUCCUUUCAAGACUCAGCUCUUCUCUCCCUCUUACGCUGCGUUUAGUCUUCAGGACAUUGAGGAGAUUUUGCGAGUCCUAACCUAUACAGAUGAGCAAAAGGUGGCGUACUCCACAUUCAAGCUUACCGGGGAAGCGAAGAGGUGGUGGAUCUCUGAAAGAACUAUCAGAGAAGUAGAGGGGACAGAGGUAGUCAGUUGGCUGCACUUCAAACAGAUCUUUCUUGAGCGCUUCUUCCCUAGCUCGUUCCGUGAGGACAAGGCCAUGGAAUUUGCCACCUUGGUUCAGGGAACAAUGACGGUAUAUCAGUAUGCAGCUAGGUUUACUAAGUUAUCCUGUUUUGCUACUUAUCUGAUUCCCGAUGAGGAAAAGAAGGCACACAAAUUUGAACUAGAACUGAAUGAGAAACUUUAUGAGCGUGUGGUAGGCUUUCAGAUUCAGAACUUCUCAGAAAUUGUGAAUAAAGCAACAGUUUUUGAAAGAAACCUUCAAAGAAGCGUUGUAUUGCAUGAACAGAGGGAAAUGACUACUCCUACUGGGUACCAUUCUGGCAUGGACUAG
Juglans regia (Persian walnut) is the source of this 582-nucleotide messenger RNA. RefSeq lists its product as uncharacterized. The coding region runs from base 1 to 582 and encodes 193 amino acids. NCBI's taxonomy places the organism in Eukaryota, Viridiplantae, Streptophyta, Magnoliopsida, Fagales, Juglandaceae. The transcript is spliced from 3 exons. The record is from RefSeq and is a predicted model, not a curated record.